CUGUCUUAUAAAGAAUGUAUAUAGAAUGUAUAUGUAGGAACUGUUGCAUUUUGAAAUUGUCAUAAAAAUUCUUUACAGUUAUAAUUUCAAUGAAUUUAUUUUAAUAGCGAGACUUUCAAUAAACCUUUAAUGAUGUUAAAGCCCAAAAUUAGAGUUAAUGUUUGUGGCAUUUGCAACAAAGUAUUCUUCAAACAGUGUCGUCUCACACAGCACUAUAAUAAACAUAUCGGCGUAGCUCGCUUUCUUUGUAAUUUCUGCAAUGCAGGAUUUCAGCUUCUGAAUAAUUUAGAAAUUCAUGAGCGUAGAAAACAUCCAGAAAGCAGUUUCAAUAAUCAAAUUAGGAAACGAAAAACAGAGACUAUAUAUCGUCGUUGUGAGAUGUGUAGUAAGUUUUUUGUUCUUUUAUUUGAAUAUGAGCAGCAUUAUCUCUCUCAUUUGAUUGAUGCAAGCUAUGAGUGUGAUGUAUGCAAAGCAAAAUUUUUAGAUGAGAAACAAAUGUUAGAUCAUAAAAACAAUGAGCAUAAAUUUGGUCUUGUAGAAAAGGGAUAUUUAGCAUUGAAAAUGAGUGGAAAGCGUUAUUUUUGCAAUAUAUGUAGUUUAGGUUUUUAUCAAAAGAUUGAUUUACAGAUGCAUUACAUGUCUCAUAAGCCUCAAGGAGAAUAUAUUUGUGAUGCCUGUGAACAGUGUUUUGUAAACGAGAAUUUAUUGCAACAGCAUUACUUACAGCAUAUUGAAGAAUAUUAUGUAUUGCAUAGUAUUAUUUCAUCAUUUUCUUGCAAUCUCUGUGGAAAGAAAUUUUAUUCUGAGGCAGAAUUAUUAAUACACCGUCCUUGUGAAAAGGAUAAUAUAGUCACUCCUAAAAUUGAUGAGUUCACAUCUUGUGCAAAUGAUGAUCAUAAUAAUCCAGGUAUGAACCAAAUGUCUCUUGUGCAAUUUACUGAUGAUGCACAAAAUAUCAUAGUGUCUCAUGUAAAAUGUAAUAAAAAUAUUUUUGAUAAUGAUAUUUCUUCCAUGUCAGAUUCUGUUGAUUCUAACGUAGGCCAAAUUAAUAUUGAAGAGUCUGCAAAUACUUUUCCAGAUGUUACAUCUGUAGAUAAUUCAAUACUAGAAUUAUCUCAUUCCACAGAAAAAGCGAGCAACUCAGGAAACAAUAAAACAGAUAAUACAAAUUCUAUUACCAAUUUCUCUUCAGAAAAUAAUAAUGUAUGUGUGUAUUAUGGUGAUAACAUUGUGAUAUAUGACUGUGACGUGUCUGACUGCGUGGUUUCCCAUAUAAAUGAUGAUGUGGAACGAGUUGAAGUUCAACCGAUGAAUGAUAGUAAUUCUAAAAACUCUUUUCAAUCUGAGGGAAAAAGUAAUACUUUUGAGGUCAAGGAUGCUACAGAUAAUGAAAAAAAUGAAACAGUUUCUUCACGCAAUGUUAAAUCUAUUACUGUUUAUGUUCAGAACAAUGACAGUCAAGAAACUGAAAUAUCAGGUAAUAAUAUUGAAACUUGUGUAUCAGGAGCUAAAAGUUCUAUAUUGCAUGGAAAUGUUACCACACAUGAUUCUGAGGCUUUAGAUAUAAAACCAAACAAUGCAGAAGACAGUUUUAAACUAAAUCAAGAAACUAAAUCAUAUGUUGUGGACACUUUUACGGAAGAAGAAAAUGAUGACAACAAAUUUACUUCAAAUUUAAGCUCACGAAUAAGGCGUAAAAUAUAUAAAUGUGAUGUUUGUAAUAAAACUGUUACCUCUAAAGCAAUAUUAAAAACCCAUAGAGAUGCUCAUAUUGGUAUUGGAACUCAUGUUUGUUCAAUUUGCAAGAGAAUUUAUGCUUCAAAAACAUCAUUACGUGUCCAUAAACAAAAUCAUUCAGAAAUAAUUUAUACUUGUGGUUUUUGUCAUAAAUCAUAUCAUCAUAGAUACAUUUUACUCAUACAUGAGCGUAAUAAGCAUGGUAAAAGUAAGCCAUAUGAAUGUGAUGCAUGUGGUAAAAGAUUUGCUACGAGGCAAAACCUCAAAAGACAUCUCAUCAUGCACACUGGAGAAAAACCAUUUGCUUGUGAUAAGUGCUCAAAACAAUAUACUACAAAAGUUGGACUGCAGAUGCACUAUUCUGUACAUGUAAGCAAUGAAACGUAUACUUGUGAAGUAUGUGAUAGAAAAUUCAUUUCGGAAUUAAAAAUGAAGAGACAUUAUAAAACACAUUUUAAGAAAAAUAAAGAGAGGUAUAGCUGUGAAAUCUGUAAAACUGGAUUUGAUGAUGAAAAUUCUUUAGCAGAACAUAUUCUUUGUCAUGCAAAUGAAAAGAUUCAUAUUUGUAAUGUAUGUCAAAAAGGACAUUCCUCCAUUGAACUUUUAGAAAAUCAUAAAGAAACAUGCCACAGAAACUAAUUUACUGAAUUAAAAUUUAGAUUAUUUUUUCUUCUGAAGAAUAACGUAAAAGGAAUUUUACCGUCUAUCCUUAUAUCUUUAGUGCUUUGUCAUGCUGCUUAAUCAGGGACUGAUUUACUAAAGUGGAAGGCCUUAAUGUAAGCCACUUUUUUUUUUUUUAAGUCUAGAAAGUAUCAUAUUAAUAUACACUGUGUAAAAUAUUUUAUGAAAUAACUCAGUAAUACAGUAUUUUUAAAGUUAUAUAAACAAAAAUUAUAUG
This is a messenger RNA of Stegodyphus dumicola, 2635 nucleotides long. RefSeq lists its product as uncharacterized. Lineage: Eukaryota; Metazoa; Arthropoda; Arachnida; Araneae; Eresidae. The record is from RefSeq and is a predicted model, not a curated record.